AUGCAGUCCUGUCUCGGAGCGCGUUUGUUAUACGGCCUGAGGGGGCGGCCUUCUUGGUGGAAUGCUAUCCGCUGCUUACAAGCGUCAUUCCUGCCUUCUUCUUGUGGUGGUGUGCCUGGGGGGAUAUCUGUGGCUUGCCUGCGUACUGGAUUGUCGGAGGGGCGCUUGCGUGCAAACUUGGGCACUACAUCAUCAUCAUCAUCAUCACCAUCAUCAUCGUCAUCAUCACCAUCAUCAUCAGCAGCAGCAUCAGCAUCAUCAUCAGCAGCAUCAUCAUCAUCAUCAUCAUCACGGAUCAAUCCUUGUCAUGGAUAUUCCUGUAUAGAUGCCGUGACGAGCAGUGGAUUUGGUGGUGACAGUCCUCGAAUUGAUUAUCGGUUGGUCUCUAGCAGCACUUGCCAUCGUGCGAAUACUUCCUGCUCGAGUGCUUUUUCUUCAUCCCCCCAUACGCCUGUUUCGUGUAUGAGGGUGAUUUCGGGUUUUUCGUCUACUUUGCCAGGUUUGUUAUUGAGUGGGAGAAUUGUUUCUGAUUUGCAUGGUGGAUAUGUUGCUGGUAAAAUGGGCGGUGUAUCUAGUCUAUUAUAUUUGGAUUGUAUGCGUCAAAGUGUGCGGUUUAAGAUGGUGAAAGUUUCAGCUUAUCGCCGCCGCAGCCGCGCCUCUCCUACGGGUCAGAGCCAGAAGGCGCACUUGGGAGUAUGCCGAUUAUCUGCCGAGUAUGUAACCCCUGGGUGUCUAUUGGUGAGGCAGCGUCGUUAUAUUGCAUGGGGUUUUGAGAAUAAGCGACGCAAGAGGCAUCAGAAGUUCUACCCAGGUGAGAAUGUAGGGGUAUCAAAGAAUUCCUCUUUAGUAGCUCUUGUCCAUGGCCGCGUUAAGUAUACCCAUGACGUCUCUCGCGAUAUAAUGCUAUGUAAUGUGCUGCCUGAGCCAAGAGAAGAGCUGCUGCGAGAAGACUUAUGGAGAUAUCGUACUGAACAUGUUCUCAGCAAAGAAGAAAAUCGGUUUCUAUGUCACCGACGUAGGAAGGGGAUUCCUUCCUUCCCCAGGCCACCCAUUAAUCCCCCAACUAAGCCCUUACCGAGACCUGACUUUCUUAGCGACAAAGAUAUGUGGCAAUAUCCUACCCUUAGAGAUGCUCCUCCUCUUGAUGAGGAUAGAUAG
Eimeria maxima is the source of this 1158-nucleotide messenger RNA. RefSeq lists its product as hypothetical. The transcript has a single exon. NCBI's taxonomy places the organism in Eukaryota, Apicomplexa, Conoidasida, Eucoccidiorida, Eimeriidae. Gene Ontology annotation, molecular function: structural constituent of ribosome. The record is from RefSeq and is a predicted model, not a curated record. Gene Ontology annotation, biological process: translation. Bases 1 to 1158 code for a protein of 385 amino acids. Gene Ontology annotation, cellular component: mitochondrial large ribosomal subunit; ribosome.